Schistocerca nitens (vagrant locust) is the source of this 474-nucleotide messenger RNA. RefSeq lists its product as uncharacterized. The coding region runs from base 15 to 410 and encodes 131 amino acids. NCBI's taxonomy places the organism in Eukaryota, Metazoa, Arthropoda, Insecta, Orthoptera, Acrididae. The record is from RefSeq and is a predicted model, not a curated record. The transcript is spliced from 3 exons.
GAAGACUAGUCGGCAUGUUCUGCCUCCAGUGUGCAAGGAAUGGAAAGAAAGAAGAUGUCGUUUACGCUAUGGAGAUCAAAGAUGACGCUGACAUUGUACAUGAAUUCGAAAAGGAAUACGAAGUCCUGAAACUGCACCUUUGUUCGGACCUUAAGGAAGAGGAAGAAGAUGUUCCUCUGUGUGCAACAGAGGCGCAGAUGGCGUUUUCGCCGCUUUCUGCAGAGGGCGUCAGCGUACAGGGUCGACCGUUGCUCAAGGACACGGAGCUGGAGGACCAGGUCGUUGGAACGGUUGGUGAUGCAACGCUAAUCUUGACGGUCGCCUGUGUCCACGCCAAACCAGAGAGGGACUGUUGGAGUGAGGAGGAACGUCCCGCCUGCGGUUCGUCGAAAGUCUGGCCGGCGAAGUGAGCGAGCCGCCGCUCACUCGCCAGCGCUGACGAUCAUCUAAGAAAUAAAAGCCACAGAAACUUCA